GCAAUUGGCUGCUGCUGUGCUCCUGCCUCAAGCAGCGCUGUGCCCAGGAAGGGCGCAUUUCGGCGUGACUCUUCAGAGCUGGUGCUGUUGACUGAGACGCCAGAGUUCCACGUUCCUGUCAGCUGAGGACCCACUUUCAGUGAAUAUAGCGGUGCAAACGUGAGAAAAUCAAAAUCCUUCCUGCUUCCUCCAAAAAUUAAAAGGUUCCGGCUUUACCAUCAAGAGUUUUAGACGGCCAGAUUAAUUAUUGAGUUAGCAAAGAACUGCAAUGUUUAAAAUUAAGAAGAUCUGCUGUAUCGGAGCUGGGUAUGUUGGCGGGCCGACCUGCAGUGUCAUUGCCCACAUGUGCCCAGAGAUCCAAGUGACAGUGGUGGACGUCAACGAGUCCCGAAUAAAAGCCUGGAACUCUGAGACACUGCCCAUUUAUGAGCCUGGUCUAAAGGAGGUGGUAGAGUCCUGCAGAGGAAAGAAUCUCUUCUUUUCGACGGAUAUCGACGCUGGCAUCAGAGACGCGGACCUCGUUUUCAUUUCUGUCAAUACCCCGACAAAGACUUACGGGAUGGGCAAAGGCCGGGCGGCCGACCUGAAGUUCAUCGAAGCUUGCGCCCGCCGGAUAGUGGAGGUGUCGGAUGGCUACAAGAUCGUGACGGAGAAGAGCACUGUGCCGGUGCGGGCAGCCGAGAGCAUACGGAGAAUCUUCGAUGCCAACACCAAGCCGAAUCUGAACCUGCAGGUGCUGUCCAACCCUGAGUUCCUGGCAGAAGGCACCGCGGUGAGAGACUUGAAGAACCCAGACCGUGUGCUGAUCGGAGGGGACGAGACGCCGGAGGGUCAGAGGGCAAUCCAGGCUCUGUGCGCCGUGUACGAACACUGGGUGCCCCGGAACAAGAUCAUCACCACCAACACCUGGUCCUCUGAGCUGUCCAAACUGGCGGCCAACGCGUUCCUGGCUCAGAGGAUCAGCAGCAUCAACUCCAUCAGCGCGCUGUGCGAGGCCACUGGCGCGGACGUGGAGGAAGUGGCCAAGGCCAUUGGGAUGGACCAGAGGAUUGGGAGUAAAUUCCUGAAGGCCAGCGUGGGGUUUGGUGGUAGCUGUUUUCAGAAGGAUGUCCUCAACCUGGUGUAUCUCUGUGAGGCGCUGAAUCUACCUGAAGUGGCCAUGUAUUGGCAGCAGGUAAUAGACAUGAACGAGUACCAGCGUCGGCGGUUUGCCUGCCGUAUUAUCGACUGCCUGUUUAAUACCAUCACCGGGAAGAAGAUCGCUCUUCUGGGGUUUUCGUUCAAGAAAGACACAGGGGACACACGAGAAUCCUCAAGUAUCUACAUCUCCAAGUACUUGAUGGAUGAAGGGGCUAAGCUGCAGAUCUAUGACCCCAAGGUGCUGAAGGAACAGAUCAUCCAGGACCUGUCUCAUCCCAGCAUUUCGGAGGACAACCCUGAAAGAGGAAAGACCAACAGGCUGCUCAGGGGGCCGAAAGAUCCCGAGCUCAGCGGAGUUUUCCUUCAUCCUUACAUUUUUCCGUUAUUUGAUGCACAGGAGCUGGACUUCGAGAGAAUCUAUCGCACCAUGCUCAAACCAGCCUUCAUCUUUGAUGGUAGAAGGGUCCUGGACGAUCUCCACACCGCUCUACACAAUAUCGGAUUCCAGGUAAAGAGAUUGCAAGGCGGUUUCUAGCCUCUCUCUGUGUCGGGGGGACUGGAGGGUGAGAGCUGUUGGAACUGCUGGUAAGAUGGCAGCAUUUGUGAUAUGAUUUUGUUCCCAGUACGGAUGUGGAGAUCACCAGGACACUAGCCAGUGUAUUCACGCACGACACAUUUAGGGUUUUCCUCAAGUAUCCCGUUGCAGAGUGACAAUGUGACAAGCGGUGGCUCAGAGGUGCGUUUUCAGUUUUGGUGGAACAAAGUGGGGGUCCUGCUCUUCAGACACCCCAUGUUCUCACUGUUGCCUCCAGUUUUCCUCUCCAAGUCCGUCUGCGCGUCAUUUCCUGUGUACACAGCAGCUCCACAUACCCGUGUUGAUCACGUCUGUAUGUCGCUAGAUUUCCAGGACUGGUCUUGCG
Messenger RNA from Lepisosteus oculatus (spotted gar), 2060 nucleotides. The record is from RefSeq and is a predicted model, not a curated record. Lineage: Eukaryota; Metazoa; Chordata; Actinopteri; Semionotiformes; Lepisosteidae.